Molecule: messenger RNA, 1133 nt
Organism: Phlebotomus papatasi
Lineage: Eukaryota; Metazoa; Arthropoda; Insecta; Diptera; Psychodidae
Product: trypsin-like
Exons: 3
Coding region: 338-1069 (243 amino acids)
Biological process (GO): proteolysis
Molecular function (GO): serine-type endopeptidase activity
Source: RefSeq, a predicted model, not a curated record
CCAAGUGGCGGCCACCAAUUGCCGCAUCACGUCAUGUAGUCAAAUUCCCGGAUCAGGGAAGUGAUCCUGAAAUGAGAUGAAGACAGAUUUUUUAGUGUUUAUCAAGGUUUUUUUUCUAUUGAGAUACCGCAAAACUAGCUUCUUUUUUUUUAUCAAUGAACGGUAUUUUACUCGCAUCAGAAUCUCGUAAGCUUCUCAAUUGUAAAUUAUUGUCAUAAAAUUACGACACAAAUGAAGAAAUCUAAAGCCUCCCGCAAUCGAUAUCGAUUCAAAGAUUGAAAGUAAUCUGAGGCCAGAGUGCCUUCCAGUCAAUCAAAAAUUCAGUCAGUCAUCAACCAUGAAACAAAUCGUUUUAGCCCUAUUCUUCAUCUUUCUCACUGGAAAAGCAUUUUCCGCCGAGACAUUCAUUGUUGGCGGAGAAGAUGCUCAAGCAGGACAAUUUCCCUGGAUCGGUGGCAUAGAGUACGUUGAAUAUGCCUUUGUUUGUGCUGGUGCUGUCAUAUCUGAUCAUUGGUUCCUCACAGCUGCUCAUUGUGUCUACUUUCUCACUCCGGACGCGAUCCGCAUCCGCGUGGGAAGUCGCUUCAGAGAAACUGGUGGUCAACUUCAUGACAUAACUCGCCACAUUACUCAUCCAAAUUUCACCCAAGAUUAUACUUAUGAAUUUGACGUGGCUGUCUGCGAAACCGCAGGAAUUAUGGCUGGUCCGGGAAUCAGACCAGUUCCCGUAGGACAAAUUGAACCCCCAACAGGAUCUAGGGUGUUUAUCAGUGGCUGGGGAGCCACAGAAUAUGGAGGAUAUCCCGCAGAAGUCCUCCAAUUUGUCGACAUUCCCAUUAUCUCUCGCGACGAUUGCAAUAUCAUAUAUCCAGGAAAUAUUACAGAAAGUAUGAUCUGUGCCGGCCAAAGUGGAAGAGAUGUAUGUGUUCUGGACAACGGUGGACCAAUGGCAAGUUUCUUGAAUUUUUUCUCACAAUUUGAAUUGACAUUAAAAUUCCUUUUGUACUCUUUAGACGGAUUUCAGAAACCAUUUGGUGGGUAUUGUAAGCGGUGGAUUGGGAUGCGGUGAUCCAACAUCUCCUGGAGUUUAUGCCAAUGUCGCUCAUCCAGAUAUAAGAAGUUUCAUAAGAGAA